This is a messenger RNA of Trichoderma harzianum CBS 226.95, 471 nucleotides long. RefSeq lists its product as hypothetical. Lineage: Eukaryota; Fungi; Ascomycota; Sordariomycetes; Hypocreales; Hypocreaceae. The transcript has a single exon. The annotation marks the transcript as partial. Gene Ontology annotation, molecular function: protein dimerization activity. The record is from RefSeq and is a predicted model, not a curated record.
GAUAACUGGAAAAAGGAGUGGGUUGAGUCGUCAAAGAAGUUAAUUGAGUCACUGUGGAACGAAUAUAAACCUGUGGAAUCACCUCUUCCUCUCUGCGAGGUCCCAUCGAGGACCAAGAACGAGUUCUUGAAUUGGCGGAACAAGCACCUGCAGCCAUCACUCAUCACGGACGAAUACGAGCGUUAUUGCAAUUCUGAAAGGGCUUAUGGUUUCACAAGCGCCCUUGCAUGGUGGCUAGAAGAGACGCAGCAGAAAAACUACCCGAACCUGAGCAAGAUGGCCGUGGAUAUACUCUCAAUUCCUGCAAUGUCUGCGGAGCCCGAACGACUCUUCUCUGGGGCAAAGAUAACGAUUACGGACCGCCGAAAUCGACUUGGGAGUGAUGUAAUUGAAGCAUUGGAAUGCCUAAAGUCAUGGUUCGGGAUACGAGACUUUCACGUCGAUGAUGCUUUAGCCGCCGUAGCUGAAUGA